Somion occarium is the source of this 2503-nucleotide messenger RNA. Lineage: Eukaryota; Fungi; Basidiomycota; Agaricomycetes; Polyporales; Cerrenaceae. The record is from the annotation of a GenBank genome assembly.
GCGCACAUCAUCAUGCAAGGUUUUGUUGGGACACUCACACAUUUCAUCAUCAUCUGCUAACAUACAAUCGCAUUCAACGGUCGUACUCAUUCACGUGUUUGGAGUCAUUGACGGGACCAGGAUAUACUACUGCUUUACAUUUGUUAAAGGAAUUUCUAAUAUCAUGCAUUUGUCGUAUCGAGGUGUGCUUUCCAUGCGGCAAUUGCAUAUAGCAAGUUCAUUCCUCUUCGGGGCAUACAGUGAAUGAUCCCAUAUCUUCUUUUACACAUUGCUGACGUUCUUUCAUCAUGCAUUAGGUCUUACACGACAUCAUUUCCGUAGUGUUUAUGCCCAUGCUGCUGCAACCUGGUCCUCGGCUCGGAAUAAACCCCCUGCCCUACUGCGGUUCAUGUCUCGUGGGCGGACUGAUAUCUCAUAUUAAGGCAAUGUCCUAUGCAGUUAUUGACCUCGUAUCUUCUCUCCGUUGCAUAGAUCAGCGAUGUUCAAUGGGUAUGGGCCUCUCCAACACCCACCCUUCGGUGUGUCUGUCCCUGCAUCAGGACAAGGUGGGCGCUAUGAUCGUCCUUUCGACGUCACGUCGCAUCUCGCAACAGCAAACUCCAACCUAUUUGGUAUAGGGCAGCUCACGCAUCCGCUGAUGCUUCAGCCUAACUCGUACAACCUCAAUCUCGCAACAGCACAACCUCAAAUACAACCGACAUUCACAUUAAACACGACAACCGGAAAUAGUACUGGUGUAUCUAUGCUUGGGUCGUCAUGGCCAAUGAGCAACAUUGGAUCUUCAGGCCCUAUCAGCUCGGCCGAGGAGCUUAUCAUGAUUGCUGCGUUGCACAAGAGUGAAAGUAACUCGGAAGUCACUUACAGAGACGCCUUGGACACGCUCCAUGGAUUGUGUGGUCGUCCUGCUGCCGUCUGGAAAGAUCACUACCUCCAGCAUAAGCACCGCUUGGACGACCUUGUUUCUAGAUUCGUCGACCGCAAGGGCGACAAUGCCUGUUCUACUCGCCCAGAACGUGAUACAACCCGAAGCGCAUGCAGACAUCCAACAACUGUCGGUAGCAAUCAUCACGAACCUAGUAAUAGGGAUGAUACCGAUACUGGGACCAUCACCCGUCCAAAACACGUCACAAUCUCCGAAGUCCGUCCUAGCGUUCAUCGCUCUGAUGCACUGAGAACUUCAAAGCCCACUCGUCCCGUUUCUUCAGCUUCCCGGCCGAGUGUGAGGCCUCGCGUCUACGUCAAACCACCCAACGGUGAUUCUGGCGGUGGUUCUGCUUCGCGAGAUCGAGGCCGGGCAUCACACCAUGGAAGAGAGCAGCGAGUCAAGAAGGUGAGAAAAGACAAUCACCGUGACCUCUCCCAGAAGCUCCGAAUGCCACCCACACCUUCGCGUUCGCCUACGCCGCCGACCAGAGUUGUUGCGUCUCAUUACGGCAGGGGAAACCUAUUUACUCCUGAGGAUCGCGAAUACUUCAUUAAGUCAGUUCAAUGGCAACUCCAACACAAUCCACGCAUGACACGAGCUGAACUAUGUAGUGACAUCGCCGAAAAGGUGCCUCAUCAUUCAUAUGGUUCUUGGCUUUCAGAAUGGCGUAAUUAUCGUGAUUUACUCAACCGACUGAAGGAGAAGGCGUCUGAAGAACAUGAAGAGAACGAUUCUGACACGACAACCAGUCACACAGAUGAAUCGGAUUACAGCACUGAUGAUCCUGACGAAGAGACUAUUUACAUCUCCAGCGACACGGAUAGCGACACGGAUUCUGACUUGGAUAGUAUAUUAGAUGGGGCUACACCAGAAGAGGAUGAGAGUAACCUUGGCCAGUCCGGAGAUGCUUGGACGAAUGCUGAAGUCCGUACAAUGGCAAGAUACAUCGCGUCUGCAACCGUUUGGAAUACCGCGGUGCCAACCCAGAGAUCUCAAUGGAUUGACUUCUUUAGAAAGUACCCGCAAAGGUCCGACAAAGCAUGGCUUGAAUCCUACAGGAGAUACAACUCUGUCAUCAAUUCCCUCGUCCGCAAAUAUAAGAAAAUGAAUGCAUCCAAUGCAGUAAAAAUCGAGGAACCCGAAGAGAUCAGCGUACGCGAGGUCCUGGCGAUUGAUGAAGACGAUGACUACGAACAUGCUUCCGAUGAACGUGGGUCCUCAACCACGAUAGCGACGCAACCGCGAGUCGCUGGUUCGCCCGUCACACUGACCUUCCCAUCGGAGGAUGGGGCAAGUGCCAUAUCAAGACUUGCAUCUAUACGUGCAUUGAAGCGACCCCGCGUUGACGACGGGGAGAUAGAAGUAGGAGUUUCGAAGAGGCAGAAGGAAAAUGCUACCAAGUAGAAUGCAACAGUGUUCUGAAUGGUGUAGAACAUGCUCAAACCGUAACUUGGUGGAAACCUGAUAGGUAGAUUCUAUCCCUAUGCUACAGGAUCUUGUACAUAAACAAUAUGGAUGCGAAAGAUUACAAAUGCCGGAGUACCAGAGAGAAUGGAUAUAGCAAUGUGAUAGACUACC